GAGCGCCCCAGGUCACGAAGAUAGUCGAAGGAGGUCAUAUAGCACAUCAUUCGAUUCAGCAGGUUUUCCAAAUCCAGGAAUUGCUUUCCAGACUCGCUAGCUCAAUUUGACGGAGUUAUUGACGAAAAACUCAUAUGACCUUAGGAACAUCGUAAAUGACGUGACGCUAGGUCGACAAUGCAAAAGCGAAGCAUCGGAACUUGCAAGGCUCAACGAUGGAAGAAGAUUACAAAGCAGUAUGUUGUUUGAGGAAAUGCAUGUCAGAUUUGUCGCAGCUCUGGAGUGAUGAACCUUGGACACUCGCAGUAGUGAUAUCGACAUCUCCCUUUAAUAAGAAGACAAAGAUCAAGACACUUUUUAUCCGAAAAGUAAGGAUGGAUGGGUCAUUGGAAGGGCUCCCAAUGAGCUGCUUUAUUUUGGGAACAAUGGGAAAACGAGUGGAUGGUAAGGUGCACGCGGGAGACAUCCUGUGCCUCUACCGAUCAGUCGAGUUUGUCUGGAAGGAUGAUGACGUGUGCCCGGAGAUUAGCUGCAUCCGCGCUGAGCUGGGGCCCGGCGACGGGGCACGGCUGAUUUGGAUCAGUGUGACCGGACGCGGAGGCUGCGCGCACUGCGGACGUGGGGCACCGGCUGCCGCCCCCAGUCCCCGGCAGCGCGUUGUCAGUCCUCGUAAGCCCACCGCAAGUCCCCAACAGCCCACCGCCAGUCCCCGGCAGCCCCCCGCCAGUCCCCGACAGCCCGCCGCUGCAAGUGCCCAACAGACCGCCAUCAGUCCCCGGCAGCCCGCCGCUAGUGCCCAGGAGCCGGGCGCGGCCGGCAGAAGCAGUUCUCGGCAGCCCGCCGUCAGUCCUCAACAGCCCACCGUCAGCCCCCGGCAGCCCGCCGUCAGUCCCCGGCAGCCCACCGUCAGUCCCCGGCAGCCCGCCGUCAGUGCCCAGGAGCCGGGCGCGGCCGGCACGCCGGCGUUCACCAGCACACCACCCCGCGCCGCCUACUCUGGCACCGCCGACCAGCCGGCUAGGCCGGACUCGCCCGUUGUUGAACCACAGGCAGCAGAGGCGCCGGCGCCGCCGACCGCCGUCGAAGAGUUGAUGGAUACAUCGGAGGACAGCACGCAAAGCCAGGCGGCGGUGUUCAUGAACAGUGUGCCGGCGAGCGAUCCUUCCGACACAUACACUCUGUUGAUGGACAUAGGCCGCAACGAUCCGGGCCUCAACCAGCGACCUAACCUGAUGGGCGUGAUUGUCGGCGUGCCGCAGCCGCCUCGCCGCACGCAACGCUCGUAUAUGGUGAUGGUCGUAAUCAAGGACCCUUCCUGUUGUGCCGAGGACGCGCCUCGCAGCGACUUUGUCGUGUUCGGCUUUGUCCAGAGUCCGGCUGAUCUGCCACUGCCUGACGGCGACCACGGCCUGCGGGUGGGCAACAUCCUCCGCGCGCGACACGUCAAGGUCGAGAAACAUGGCAACCGGCCGGACGGGCGGGUGUUCCGCGGCGCGGCGCUGACCGUGUUCUCGGGCGAGCUGCACGAUCCGGCGACCCCGCUGGGCGCCGCCAUCCCGCCGCCGACGGUGACGGACGCCGAGCGGCGCCGGCUAGAGUGGCUGCGCCGCUGGUGGGCACUGGAGCACUCACACCAGGAGCGGAUCAGCCGCGCCAAGGACGCCCAAAUCGGAGACCUCGUCCGCCCCGGCCUGUACAACAUCAAAUGCAAGCUGAUGGCACUGGAUGAGAUCGGCGGCCGGCUGUUCGCCCGUGUUGAGGAUGGCACGCGCUGUCCGCUGCCGUGCCUCGAGCCCCGCCCGGAUGACCCGGACGACGACCCGGACGCUCCGAUGCCCAGCAGUCCCUCCGAGUCGGAGACACAGGUGUUCCGUGAGCUAGCCGACCGCGUGCCGGUGCUCGUGUCGGACCGCCGGUGUGCCGGCCUCCUGCGCGAGCUGCACCAGGCCGGCGCCCGGUUCGUGCAGCUGUUCCGGGUGCGUGUGAUCGACGUGCUGCAGGAUGAGGACACCGCUCUGUUGGCCAUGUCACUGUCGCUGAAGCGUGCCGACGAACCGUUAGUGCGGCCGCUGCAACUGGACUCGGACGAUGUGUCCGACAUACGCCUGCGUCUGGAGGCUAUGGCUGCCUCGAAUCCCGCCGCUGACAGAGAGCAGGCGCCGCCGCCGGUGGAAAGUCAGACCCCGGCGGCCCCUGCACCUGAGACCUGUCCUCAGCAGCCGGCGGCCGGCACCGCAGCCAGUCGGGUCGAGACUGAGAACAACCGGAUAGAAACCGGGACCGGGACCUGCCAGACCCAGACGGGACCCAGCCGGACCGAGUCUAGCUGGCACCCGGAUCAGCAAGAGAGCAUGGAGGUCACUGAGGCAUCUGAGGCCAUGGCUGCCUCGAACCCCGCUGCGGACGGGGAGCAGGCGCCGCCGCCGGUCGAGAGUCAGACCCCGCCUUCCCCCGCGCCUGAACAGCGGGCGCCCUGUCCCCAGCAGCCUGUGGCCGACACUGAGACCAGUCGGGUCGACAUCGAGAGCAACCGGGCCGAAACCAAGACGGGGGGCAGCCAGAGCGAAUCCGCCAGCCAAGCCGAGUCUAUCUUGUACCCGGUUCAGCAAGAGAGCAUGGAGUUCACCGACACACCCUCCGACCUGCCGGCGGUCAGCGAGACGGCGGACCCGCCGGCGGUCAGUCAGACGGCGGACCCGCCGGCCGUCGCGCUCGACAGCCCGACGUCCUCGGUGCCGGCCAGCGAGCGGUUCGCCACGCCGCCGCAGUCGCCGGACGGGCGGCACGCGCUGACGGCGGCCGCCUUCCUGUCGCCGGUGCCGUUCGAGGACGCGGCCGCCCAGCCGGCGGAGCGCACGUUCCGCACCCGGUGCGCGGUGCGCUGGUGCGUGCCCUACUCCUCGCCGCAGAGCCUGCGGCCGCUGCUGAUGGCCAACUGUAUGCAGCCAGAGUGCAUCACGCAGUACCUGGGCGCCGCGCUGCCCGACCAAACGGACCUCAACGAGGACCUGGAGCCGAUCUAUAGGUGCGUGCGCUGCCGCGCCGAGAUGCCGCUCGGUGUGGCGCUGCCGCUGGAGCUGCACGCCAUCGGCGGCCGCGGCGAGCCGCUGCACGCGCUGCUGGCCGGGGAGGCGGCCGAGCAGCUCCUCGGCACCACCGUGACCGUCACCUCGCUGAGGGUGGUGCACCAGCGCGUGAUGGCCCUCAUGGAGGCGACCCGCUCGGGCCUCACCGGCGAGGUGGGGCUGCUGCCUCUCGACGAGUCGCACCGCCGCUACAUGGUGGUCGACACGGUGCUGGCGGGGAUCGUGGAGGGUUGAAGGGCGAGCGCAGUGCCAGGGCACGGGUGAGCGCGGUGCCUGUGGUAGCCCUGCGUGGCUGAGCCUUAUCUGAGUUAGUUGAGCCAAGCGUUCCGGGGACGGGCGUACUUAUAGAUCUCUGCCUGAUACGGCUGUGAAGAGUGUGUUGGAUAAAGAAUACGCCUUAUGUGCUGGUCAAUCUAGCAGCUGAUCGAUAUUCGCGAAUCCGCUGCUUCCUGCUGGUAGACAUACAUUCGCCGUUUUCGAAAAUGCUGUUACUGGCAUGAAGUUAAAGGUAGCUCGCACUAAGCCCAGACUAGUUUUAGCCCAAAUUCAUUCCAAGAUUUGAUAACAUAAGCCAAAAACACGUUGUUUCCUGUCACCCCAAGGUGAGGAUCAAAGCAUAAUGUUACCCUUUAUUUCGUCUUUUUUAAACUCAAUAUGGGCUCAAAGAGGCUCUAAUGAGUCUGAGUUUUAUGUCCGAAUAUGUCGGUCAACUUAAAUUUCGUGCUAGUAGCAGCAUAUUGGGGAAGCAGUGAAUGACUGUCUACCAGCAGCAGAUUCGCGAAUAUAAAUAAGCCGUUGGACUGACCAGCGUCAGUGAAAUGCUCAUGUUGUAUUUUAGAAUUUAGAUAGUGUAAAGCGACACGUUGCAGCUGGGUAUACUUGCUUCGGCUGAUGAACAUGGACUUACGUUUGGAAGAUCCCAAUUUUUUUCAGGAGGGAUCGAGUGUCAUCUAUUCGGGAAUAAACUUGUAAGAAA
Molecule: messenger RNA, 4062 nt
Organism: Amphibalanus amphitrite
Lineage: Eukaryota; Metazoa; Arthropoda; Thecostraca; Balanomorpha; Balanidae
Exons: 4
Coding region: 216-3320 (1034 amino acids)
Biological process (GO): telomere capping; regulation of telomere maintenance via telomerase
Cellular component (GO): nuclear telomere cap complex
Molecular function (GO): telomerase inhibitor activity; G-rich strand telomeric DNA binding
Source: RefSeq, a predicted model, not a curated record